Molecule: messenger RNA, 1002 nt
Organism: Sphaeroforma arctica JP610
Lineage: Eukaryota; Ichthyosporea; Ichthyophonida
Exons: 9
Coding region: 34-1002 (322 amino acids)
Source: RefSeq, a predicted model, not a curated record
ACAAAUCUACAACAACGCACACAGAAUACAAAAAUGUUGACAAAAAUAAAACGCACCCAUGGUUUACACCGCAUUGGUGGAUUCCGGAGAAAUUUUCUAAUCUUGAUAGCGGCCAUCAUCACCUUAAUCGUUCUUGGCGUCACCGGAGCGCUCUCUGGGGAUGGUCGAGACCUUCACACAAUAAAGUCGAACAUGUCCAGGAACGCUGCCACUUUUGAUUCGGCUCUUACAUCUUUCAGCAUCGCGGAGCAACCAGUCCCUACAUGUGGAUGGGUAGAUGUAUCAAAACACCUACCUACAUGGGCUGAAAGUGACAGUAUGAUGGUGCAAGAAUCAGUUAGACUCUUUGAGGCAUUGAACAACGCUGGCUUUGCGUAUUAUCUGGCAGCCGGAUCUGCUUUAGGAUCCGUCAGACAUGGAGGUUUUAUACCGGGGGAUGGUGACAUAGAUUUGAGAUUUCCAGCUCAGCUCAAUUAUAAGACUUUCGCUGAUCUAACAACGGCGACUUACCCGACUCUCACGACAUGUGGAGAUACUGCUCCAUAUACCCCACCGCACGGCACUUUGGAAGACCAAGUGCUAUGUGGAAUGAGUCGUGAUACGUGGAGGAGAAGCCUCUUGCUACCGUCCGUGCUGGCUGUCUUAUCCCCAUUGGGAUACACACAAGUACAUGGAAAGCAAGCGAAGCACAUCCGUUUGUCAAAGUGCUGGGAUGUGACCACAACGAGUGGUCGCGUUGUACGAGGAUGUUUAGACGUCGAUAUCAGUCCCACAAUGAGCUCAAGUAGAGGUCGACCGGGCAAGAUCUGCAAAUGCCCUUGGCACUCGGUCACUGCUCUUUGCAAUACCGAUACUCCCGAAGAAUUGGCCCGGGAGUUUUCAGGAUCCUACAUGACACCAAAUAGAAACCUACAGGAUAAGGACCUCUGGUAUUCUAGUGAGAAUGGUAUUGCGCUGUUAGCACCAGGCAACAAACGCUUGAAUUGGCCCACAAUGCUCUAA